This is a messenger RNA of Bombyx mori (domestic silkworm), 3537 nucleotides long. Its product is annotated as protein artemis. Gene Ontology annotation, molecular function: 5'-3' DNA exonuclease activity; damaged DNA binding. The coding region runs from base 2122 to 3261 and encodes 379 amino acids. Gene Ontology annotation, biological process: interstrand cross-link repair; double-strand break repair via nonhomologous end joining; telomere maintenance. Lineage: Eukaryota; Metazoa; Arthropoda; Insecta; Lepidoptera; Bombycidae. The transcript is spliced from 3 exons. The record is from RefSeq and is a predicted model, not a curated record.
GAGCCACAUGCGUAAAACUCGUAAUGUUAUUACAUUAAAACUCACGAUUAAAUUGUAUUUUAUCGAUAAAGUUUAUCGAAAAAAAACAAGAAAAUAAUUUUGUUAUGUAAAAUGUGUAAUUAUAAAAAGGUUUUUUACACACAUUAUUCGCAAGAACCUGUAAAUCUACAGUGAGUUUGUUCAUAGUUGAUUAUUAUCCAAAAUAUCUUAAAAGAACUAAAUGAAUUUAACUUUUUAUUAAAAUCAGUGUUACUUCCGUUCCUUUUAUAAAGCCCUUCACGAAACAAUAAUUUAUCAACCUAAUUGUUACUUUUAAAACUAUAACAUUAAGCUUAAAUCAUUGAGAAGAUGUCAUUAUAUUGAAAAGCUUUUAAAAGUUCAAUGUGUAAAUAAAAUAGUGACAGCAAACGUAUCGGUAAAUCACACACCAUAGAGAACAGAAUUUAAAAGGGAUAGGUAAUGCUUGAAAAAAAGUUGGCAAAAUUGAAAAGAUAAAAUUCUGAAGAAAAAAAAUGAAUGUCUUAGUUUUUUUUUAUUAAUUAUUAGUAUUUCCUUUUUUUAUAUAACAUUCACGUUAAUUACAAACUUCAAUAAGUCUCUUACGUAUUUAGGGAAAAGCUUUCCAAUCAUAAAGUGGUUCAGUAUCGAUCCAGUAAUUAUUAUAAUCCAUCUGUAGCCUAUUUUUGUGUCAUCGAUCAUCAUAAUCAGACAGUUUAAUUAUUAGCUGCAAUAAAUAUCUUUAAAAUCUACGCAAAAAUGAAUUGCGUGUUAAGUUACUUGACAGUAAGUCUUAAUAACAAUACACGCCACGCAUUUAAUGAUUCCUCCUUGCACCAACUCCCUAUUAGGUUGGAAAGCUAAAGCUUCAUAAAAUGUUAGUCGAAGCUUUCGCUUUCAAAGCGUGAAUCGAUCCAACUAUAGUCGAGUUAAUAUGCCACUAGGCGGUAAUCUGCAGGUCGGGUCUAAAUAUUUUAUUAUUAUAUUUUAUCAUUAUGUAAUCUCUUUUCAGCCUUCAUGAAGAAUUUGUUACGAGUAAUAUAUCAAUGAUGAUAUCAACCAUUAAUUGUAAUUUAUCUAUAUUUCUAUGGUUUGGACAAUCAACAGUAUUGUUACAGAAAAUACAUGGCACAUUAAUACAAUAUAGAGUAAACAACAGCAUUUUUAUUGUAUGUGUAGUGUCUAAUUUAGAUUUUAUUUUAAGAAAUUCGAUACACUUACGUCAUAGGACACGUCAAGUGAACUUAUUGUUUCCCAUGCCCACACCACGGAGCCCAAUGGUUAUGAAGAUAUCUAUGGUUAAUGUUUUUAGGUUAGAAUAGAACUAUUUAGUCAAACUCGGAGGGAUCUUUCCUGUCCUGCCCCAGUUUGAAUCCGCCUUAUUUCCAGCGCUGUCCUUCAGCCCUUGCGUGCCGAAACACGGUCACUCAUGCUCCGCUCCGCAUAUUUGGCUUGAUGGUCGCCUUUGAUCAGCCUCAGCCGCUCCAUCUCGCACAGUUCCCAUGCUUGGUCACAGCAGUUGAGGACUACUCGCCCUCCGCGCAUCCGGUUUUUAUAUUAUACACUCUAGGGGUAGGGCAGACAAGACCAUGUGGAAAGUGGGGUGCUCUAAUUCAGUUUCUGAUAUUUAUCAGAUAUUCAUGCAAUUUGAUUACUAAAGCACGAGCAAUUUUAAUAUUGUUUUAUUUAAUCUAAUUUAGAAAGAUAAUUUAAUAGACAGUUAAUAAGACGCUAUUAAAAAAAAAUUACGUCACAGCACGUUCCGUUACAAUGUAGGUAAUUGCAUACCACAGUAACAUAUAUUAAGUGUAUAAUCUAUUGUAACAAUUACCGAGCUCUAAUUACACCAAAUGUAAUAUAUUAAAAUAAUAAAAUAUAGGUAAUCAGGUAAAAAGUGAUAUUAAAUUGAAUAAAAUACACUUCUACCAUGAAUGGAACGCGAAAUGUCAACUUUGACGUGACUUGAUGAUUUUUCCAAUUUGUUCAAAAACUUUAAAAAAUUAUAUCUCGUAAACCGUGAGUUUCCAGCACUUGAAACUUUCCUAAAAGCUUUCUAUUUAUGAGUACUAUCUACAAAAAAUCUAAACUUCAAAAUCGAUAGACCAUAAAGGAAAUUUUAGCCAAAUGUGUGAUCGCAGUUCAUUUCACGGCACGAUAGCCGAAAUACCAGAGAUUUGCGUCGACAAUUUCACGGUUCUAGACAGAAAAGCAUAUUUUUUAAGUCAUUGUCAUGCGGAUCACACGCAGGGGAUUUUUACCGCCGAUUUUUUGGAGAAUUUAAACAAAAAUCACACCCAUAUCUAUAUGUCCGAGGUCUCGGCGACUAUCGUGGAGUAUGAAAGCAAUUGUGGACCCAUCAUGAGACACAUAAGAACAUUAAAGUUGGAAUCAACAACAAUAACUUUAAUAAUGGAUGACGGGAGCCAUAAGUAUUUGAAUGUCAAAACGAUACCGGCCGGCCACUGCCUCGGAUCUGUCAUGUUUCUAUUUGAGAUAAACAAUCAGACGAUACUGUACACAGGGGACUUCAGAAUGAAUCCAGAGAACAUAUCUGCUUUUGGACAACUGCACAAAGAUAACAUGCCAAUUAAAAUAAACACAAUUUACCUUGAUACCACAUUCCAGAAUGAAAGUUUUGACAAUUUCCCACGCAGGAAAGACAGCAUCCGAAUGUUGGUCAAUCAUAUAAAGCAGUGGGUAGACGGAGAACCUACCAACAGAAUAGCCUUGCAUACAUCUGCUCGUUAUGGCUACGAAUUUGUUUUCAAUGAAAUCUACAACAUUUUAAACAUGAAGACUUAUGUUAGUGAUGAUAAAUGGGCAUUGUACAGCAAAUUACCAUCUGUUAAAGGGAUCACGAACCACAGCGAAGAUACGAUGAUACAUUUAUGUGAGAAACGAAAAUGGCGGGAAUUUGAUCAUAGCAAAUGUUUACCGGAACACAGAGCGAACCAAAAAUAUUUGAAUGUAAUUUUUUCAGCAAUGAGACACCGUUCAAUGGACAAUGAAAACUCGCCCUUAGACAGCCGAGACGGCGUUAUAUAUGUAUGUUUCGCGACGCAUUGCAGCCGAGAGGAAUUGAAUUUUUUCGUCAGUUAUUUUACACCGGACAAGGUUGUCGGUUUCAGGGAUCAGUUUAUACCGAAAGCGGGCACGAAACGAUGUCACGUCUUUGAGCCAACGAGAACGGUGAAGAUUCGUAAAUUCAAUAACAAUAAUGCAUUUAAUAAAAUCGAUCCGAGCAUUGUAAAUGAUUUAUUUUGAAAUUGGUUUUUUAGUUUUAUUGAAAAUGUAAAUAAGGUUUUGUAUUUUAAGAUCUAGUAAGCUUUUCGUUUUGUAUUUGUGCUGUUUUUGAAGAUUUUAUGAAGGCUUUUAUAUAUUUUUCUUAUAAGCUGUUUUAAUAUGAAAAAUUAUGUGAAGUGUAAAGAAGAUGAAGUGGUUUAAUUUGACAUGUCAAAUCAAUUGCAAUGAAAUUAAAUGCAACGGGAUGAUGAGAUGAACUAAAGUUUUAGUAAAAUCGUAUAUAAUUAUUACUGAGAA